Messenger RNA from Thyridium curvatum, 2274 nucleotides. RefSeq lists its product as uncharacterized. Gene Ontology annotation, biological process: protein phosphorylation. Gene Ontology annotation, molecular function: ATP binding; protein kinase activity. The record is from RefSeq and is a predicted model, not a curated record. The transcript has 3 exons. Bases 1 to 2274 code for a protein of 757 amino acids. NCBI's taxonomy places the organism in Eukaryota, Fungi, Ascomycota, Sordariomycetes, Thyridiales, Thyridiaceae.
AUGUCGCUGUCCUUGGUGCCGUACCAUCCACGCGAGGGCCGUGAGAUUGUCCUGCGCCAUCAUGAUGCCAUCGUCGUUCGCGACCCGUCGUCCCAGAGACUCGAGAUCCGAGGCCUGACGGCCUGUCCAACAUGCCACCAGCCUCUCCGUCCCUCCUCGCCAGAGCGCUCCUACGACGCGCCCUCCCAUCAAGAAUCCUUUGUCGACCCAGACUACUUUCGCAUGCUGCGGGCCGGACAUGGCCUCGAGCGCCCAGACAGAGCCCCUCCUGCCAGCCCCACGCGACGGCUCGUCCAGCCGUUCUUUCAAGACGAGCAGGGCGCGGCCGCUCCUGUGCAGCACAUCGAAGAGGAAGCCGAGUUCAUAUCUAGUACCCCGGACGUGCACGAGGGCAGCCGCAUCAGGAGAGAGGCCUUCAGCCCGCGCUAUUUCAAGACAUUCUUUGUAGAGGAACGGGAGCUCGGCCGGGGUGGCAAGGGAAUCGUGCUUCUGGUGCGCCACGAGAUCGAUGGCUGCCAUCUUGGGCACUUUGCCUGCAAGAGAGUCCCCGUAGGCGAUGAUCAUGCCUGGCUCGAGAAGGUCCUGAUCGAAGUCGAGCUUCUCGCCAAGCUUUCCCACCCGAAUCUUGUCUCCUACCGCCACGUAUGGCUCGAGGAUGUCCGACUCACACGGUUUGGCCCGCCCGUCGCUUGCGCGUUUAUCCUGCAGCAAUACUGCAACAGCGGGGAUCUCCUACACUACGUAGCAGGUGACCAGCCAAAGGAGACAACCAAGGAAGAGCUCAAGGCACAGAUGCGCCGGAGAUCCAAGGGCCAGAUCGAACGGACUCAGGAUAUCUUUCCCGGCCAACGCCAGCUGCCCCUCGAGGAGAUCUACUCGCUCUUCCGCGACAUCACCGCCGGACUCGCCUACCUGCACGCCGCGAACUACAUCCACCGCGACCUGAAGCCCAGCAAUUGCCUUCUGCAUCGGGAGGGCAAGAGCCUCAUCUGCCUGAUCAGCGACUUUGGUGAGGUCCAGCCAGAGAACGCCGUGCGCAAGUCAACCGGCUCCACGGGCACCAUAUCAUAUUGCGCCCCAGAGGUGCUGAGAAGAGACGCAAGCGGGCGUUACGGGAAUUUCACGACCAAGUCUGAUAUAUUCUCUCUGGGCAUGAUUCUCUACUUUAUGUGCUUCGGCCGGCUUCCAUACCAGAGCGCCAACGCCAUCCAGGAAGAGCUCGAAGAUAUCGACCUGCUGCGUGCCGAGAUCACUGAUUGGAAAGGGUUCCAGGACGAGAGGCGCGAGAGGCCCGAGCUGCCAGGGAAGCUCUACCAGCUGCUCAAGAAACUGCUGUCUGUCAACCCCGCAGAUCGGCCAAGCGCCAGCGAGGUCCUGACUGCUCUUAAAAACGAGUCGAGUCUCGAUGGAGUCGCGCGGGGUGCUAGAAGCGCCAGCCCGACUCGAGGUUUCCAGAGCCGCAGGGUCCAGAACCUGGACUCUCCCAUGGCCCCUAGCACGCCAGUGCCAGGUCUGUAUAUGCCUCAUCCCAACCAGAAUGGCACUCUUGCUGAGUCUCAAGGAGAUCCAACAAAACAAGCCAAGGUCUCGUCCUCGUCGCAGGAGGAUCUCUCUGGCACCAUCGUGCCCGGUUCGCCCCGGAAAUCAGCGCAGUCAGCAGCAGCACAGAGCAGCCUGCAAACACAUCCCGGGGCACAGACGGCCCGGUACAGGGCUACGGCUACGGCGCUGUCUGCGAACCAUGAUGACUAUUCCGCGCUGGAGCGGCGGCCGUCAGAGCACACCCUCUCCACGAGCCCUGAAGCGCCCUCCCCGCCGAGGAGCCCGCCUCUGCUGAUGGCCCCUCCCACGACGUUCUUUGGCGAAGUCCGCCACCGGGGCUUCGUGGCACAGCACUACCUCGCCCACUUUGCCGAGGAGCACAGCGAGACCACUUUUCUCUUCUUGCGCCUUGCCUUGUUCCUGGUCAAGAUGGCCACCCUGACCAGGCCUUGCUGGCCCUACCUCGUGAACACGGGCAUCGGGGCGUCCCUGGUGGCCGUCGCAGGAUUGGAUCUUGGCAUUCCCGGGACAAUGCAAGGGCGCGGAGCGCCCCGACGCGGGAGCCACAAUGUCAGCAUUGCUGGUCAGCAGGUCGCACCGAGAUCGCGAUGGCGCUGGGACUGGAAGGCUAGCAUGACGCUCCUGGCGCUGCACUUUGCUGUGCUAUGGGCCACAUCGCGGCGUGGGGUCCUGUGUCCCGCCUCCCACGCGGCUUGGCCAGAGUGGACCUGA